This is a messenger RNA of Diatraea saccharalis (sugarcane borer), 2537 nucleotides long. Lineage: Eukaryota; Metazoa; Arthropoda; Insecta; Lepidoptera; Crambidae. The record is from the annotation of a GenBank genome assembly.
AUGAUUCUAGAACAUGCCGCCGAAUUAACGAGCUCUAUAAUGGACAUGUACGACAUAAUAGAUAUAUGCACGCUCCUCCAGGAGAACAGUGUGGAGGCUCUGUAUGUAGUAAAGCAUGGUUGCCGUGGGAUGGGCGGUCGGCUCAGGAGGAAAAUAGUGAACAUUGUCGCUGGUUUAUGUAACAACACUGACGUUAAAGUGAGGAGACCAGCUAUGGAGGUGGCUUUGAAGAUAUUCGAAGAUCUCUUUGCACCUCGCAACGCUGAGCCGCCUCACAAAAGGCGUAAAUUAACCGACAAAACAUUGCACAAUAGUGUAUUACUGAGCGGGGGCGAUUGCCCCGAUGCCGACCGCGUGAUAGAGUGUGUGUCGCGCGGCGUUACCGACGCCGACGAGAGCAUCGCCGCCGCCACGAGGGCGGGCGUCGCCGACUGUCUGUGUGCCACUGACAUGGCUGUCAGAUUAGUAGAGUGUUUCACGAUAGCUAUAACUAUACCGGCCACUAAUAAGAACGAUAACAUGUCUGUCUGUGUGUCGGCCUUCUUGGAGAUGUUGUUCAAACAUGUGAGGAGUCAGCCCAGCUUCCAAGCGCUCAAACUCAGCGAGAGACCGUUGAGAAUAAGGGAAUCGACCGCUGGACCUUCCAAGUUGCUGACUAACAGUAGAACUUACCACGGUACAUUCUUAAGCGUUGCCAGUAGAAAAAUAAAAAAAGUCAAAGAACCCUCAACGGACUGUAUUGACGUCGAGAUGUCUAUAGAUGAAAUUCUUACAACUAUGAUACAAUUUGCAAAGGACAAGCCGGACGUGGCUGAAGCGUUAUGCUUGCAAGUAGUGAAGAGCGUGGUGGGGCAGCGGGGCAGGGGCGAGGGCGGGGGCGGCGGGGGGCCACUGGCCCGCGCGCUGGACGACGCGCUGGACGCCUCGCCCGGGGACCUCACGCCGCUGCCGCUGCUCGUCCGAAGGGCAUUGCUCGACCACAUCAACACCACGCCCCGGUCAGUAUUAUAUCAACCGUUAUAAAAUACUAGCUUUCGUCAGCGGCUUCGCACGCGUGGUCCUUAGAGAAAUAUUUAGGGGGAUAAAAAUAUCCUAUUAUUUAAGUCAGCAUAUACCAUAUUUGUAUACCAAAUUUCAUCAAAAUCCCUCGCGUCUGAGCACCUUACUCAUUGAUCUAAACUCCCCCCGCGCACCCCCGCCUUGGUGACGCCCAAUUCGCCGUGCAGCAGAAAUCGUAAUAUUUUAAUUUCGCCAUAACUUCAAAACCAAACGUCCAAUUUUAAUCAUUCAAAGACCAAAUAUUAUCUACAUAAACUGUGAUUAGUGAUGAAAUAAUUUAUUUUGAUAAGGAUUAAUAGCAUGAGUAAAAUAAACGCGGUAAAAUGUAGUCCAAAAAAAAUAAAAAAAUGGUUGUUGUGCCUCACUCGACAUAGAUAGUGUGUCGCGGUGUGUUUUGUAGAUAUUUAUAAGAUCUACAAUUAAUAAGAACAUUUUAUGGUUCUAUCAUUUAUAGUUUAGGCAGCUUACGCAAAAUAAGUAACUUUUCUGGUUGAUUUUUUACACUCAAAUAUCUUACGGAACCCUAUUUUUUUUUCCAAAAUAAAUUAUAGCCUAUGUUACUCGUGGAUAAUGUAGCUUCCGAAUGGUCAAAAAAUUUCUAAAAUCGGUACAUUAGUUUUUGAGACUAUUCAAACAAACAAACAAAGUUUUCAUCUUUAUAAUUAUUCAGUAUUCUGUUGUAUUUUAUUAAGUAUUCUUUUGAUAUCCAAAUUGCUUAAUAUUGAAUCAAUUAUAUUAUUAAAAUUUAGAUGACACCUUUAUAUUUAAGGAAGAACUUAACCCUCUUUAUAAUAUUGAUACCACAUUAUAGAACCUUAAAAUAUAAUAAGCUCUGUUUUUUGGAGUUUUAGAAUAAGUAAUAUUGAGGGCUCUCAACAAGUUUAAAAACUUUUUUUUUUUUAAUGUAAAGACACCGUAUAUAAUUUAAAAGAUACAUUUUUAAAAUUUCAAGUUUAGUGGCUAAAUCUUUUAUAAACAAACACACAACAAUUAAACCUAUUGCAAUUUCUUCUCUCAAAAACUAAAUAUAAAUAAUAUAUGUAAAUAUAUCUAAGUUAUCGAUUUUUAAAUCAUUUUCGUGGAUUUUGAUAGAACACCGCUCAAUUGUCUGUGUUUUAAAAUCAUCUACGUAAUCUGCUACAGAUUCCAAAAUUCCCUUGAGAACUUACGACAGUUGACCAAAUGUACGGAAGGGGAAGCUUUGACCACACUGAUUUGUGAAGAAUUGAUGCUGAGGAGUGGGGAGGAUAUAUUUUCAUUGCCUAUUGCGAAAUGUGAAGACGCUACCACUAUGGACGUGGAACCAACAGCUGCUUCGUUAAAUGAGAUCAUGUCAGCUUUUGGGAAACUAUCCAACUGGGAUCAGUUGACGAUACAAGCGAAGAACGAGGUGGUCAACUCUGGUCUGCCGCAGCUGUGGGUCGAUACGGAUACAUUUAAAUCUUGGCUCGACAUCUACCAAGGUUAGUAAUAACCAG